AUGGCGGUCGCCACAUUUGAGGUCAUCCAAUUCAGUGCUCCGAACGCUCCUCGUAUCUACACACCGGCCGGUAGCUUCACCGGCACGCGCCACGUACCCACCUACGGCGGACCAGACCCAGACCCUGACCCCGACCUGGACGACGGAGACUUGGACAAGAACGCAGACGAGGAGUCAUUGGAAUCCGGCUCUUCCCGGGACCCCAUCAGGACCAGGUGGCCCUCCCAGGUGAUACGGUUCGCCGCAAACCAAGACUACAAUCCAGACGCCACUCACUCCGUGGCCCUAGCCUGCAUCUACGACCGGCACGUAGCAAUUGUGUACCCCACCCAAGACUUGGCCAACUCUUGCGGGCUCAACAGAACUAAGUCGGCCACGACCACCUGUAUCCCCCCCCUUGGACUCCCUACCGUUGGACACCAUUUCGGCAUGACCGGUCCCAACCACGGCAACCACGGAACAAGAGGCAGCCACGGAGCAAGUGGCAGUCGUGGAACAAGUGGCAGUCGUGGAACAAGUGACAGUCGUGGAGCAAGUGGUAGUCGUGGAGCAAGUGGCAGCCGUGGAACAAGUGGCAGCCCUGCAGCAGGUGGUAGCCAGCGGGUGACUGGUCACUGUUUCGUGAAGUGCGCCAGUGGGCACUCUCUCGCUGUGCCCGCCGUAGGGAAGGUGUGGGACACGAGUUGGUAUUUUUGCGCACCGGAGGACACACGACUGGAGUAUGUAAGCCAUACCGAACAAUUGGUUAGUUUCCGAGUUCUCACAGAGGACGGAUCUCCUAUAUGUCUUGCCGAGAAAUUUAAUCAUCCUAUUCAAGACGGUCAUACUAUUCAGGACCGCCAUACUAUUCAAGAUGGUCAUCCUAUUGUAGAUGGCCGACGUAUUGCAGAAGGUCAUCCUAUUCUAGAUGGUCAUCCUAUUACUGGUGGUCAUGCCACUGGUGUUCCAAGUAACUCUGUUCCCAAUCGUCACGACUCGGAUGCUCGUGCAGCCCCCGUCAAUUCUUUGCCCGGUCGGCAGACGGUUCCGGGUUAUUCAUCGCACGUCGUGGACAGUUCCACUUUCAGUGGGAGUACGACUGCAGACGGGCAGCGACGCGACAGCGUGAGUGUGUGUUGUGAUGACGCCCACGGAGUCACGUGUCGGCAUGGACUCGAACGCGGGAGCUUGUGCUCGGCGAACGAAAAUGGGUAUAGUUUCCUGCUGCUUGUGGUGGACUUGGCUUCGCUCUCGUGGUAUCUCCACCCAGGAUCCUUUCCAAUCAAGAAUUUAAUGGUGUUCAGGGUUCCGCUGGGGUACAACUUUGCGACGGAUAUAGAUAUCUUCUCGAAGAAACCCACCGCCAUACUGGCUACGAGCACACGUGUGUUUAAGGCUUCGUUUACGGACCUCGGAACGGCCGAGAUCAGCCCGAAUGGGCACAGCGGACGACACUUCAUAAUGACCAGAGAACCUCAGCUACUUUAUUCCGAAUCGAAAGACAUCAUCUCCAUCAAAGCCAUGGGAGAUAAGCUGUUUUGGUGUCUGGAGGACUGUCUACGCAUCAUGGAUGUCAAUUCCUUGGCCAAAAUUGGCUACGCUAAACUCCGAGAUAAAGAGAGGGAGCAAAACCUCGCUUCAAGUUUCCAGCCGGAUGUCGGUCACGUGCGAAGGCCUGAAGCGAGGUUCAUAGUGUGCGAGAAGGAGAAAAUAUUCGUAGUGACCGAAUCGGGGAUUUGUGCGCAUUUGAGACUGUUGAAAAAGUCGGGCACGAACAUGCAAACGGUUACAGUCGCUCAAGUACUGAGCAGAGGUUCUCUUCACUACGAAGAUUCGCAAAUUCUCAACGUUAUAAACUGCUACCCUAGAGGUCAUGAACAGCUAGUUGUCCUAUGGCAAGGACCGCAAGACUCAGUUUGGGGUGGCAUGUGUGACUUCAAUGGUAAUAUAAUUGCUCAGUAUCAGUUGACCAAGGAUACCUCAAUCUGCCAAGAGUUUGACGCGAUGUGCUUUGUGAAUCGUCAUGAGUUGGCCAGAUACAAGCAUCUCACAGCGUCGGAACAGCUCUUAAUCAACUUGAGAAGGCUGGUCUGCAAAGAUCUACAGCUGGAUCCUCCGCCCGUCGACCAGGUUACCGCAGCACUAAGAACUGGAAAGCAACUACUAUUGUCUGACGGUGAUGACGUGGAACAUUGCGAAGAAUUAGCUGAAUAUCUUCACGUCAUCCAAAAUGGAUGUAUCAUGCUAGAUAUAAAUGAAAUUACAGGUUUGAAGCGGUUCCACGUUAUCAGUGGUACCCUUAUAGCCCUUGGCCGAGACCGCUACAAAAUUGAAGGUAAGGACAUGGUGAGGUACUUAUGUAAAUAUCAAGAAGUCUAUACUGUCGUAUUAUUGAUUGACUUGUAUCACAGAUUUAAAAGAAGACUUGACUGGCAUAGGAUCUAUAAAUACUUUAACGGUGCUCAAUGGUCCAUCGGAGCGUUGUUAUGCUGCCAUUUUGAGUUGCUAGAGCGUAAGAUUUUAGGUGAUGCGCGCGUUUGUCAAAAUGACGCGCGCGUUUGUCAAAAUUUUAUAAACGCUUUGGUAUCAAUUGAUGCGGAGAUCUACGUCAAAGGUAUCCGGCUGAGGACUCGUUCUACGUCAAUGGGUAGUCUGAACGGUAGUCGACCCAGCUUGACCCGAAACGGACCAGGACAUAAAGCAAUUUUGACGGACGGUACUUCAGUAAUGUAUCAUUUGGUUCAAGUGUUAUGUAGGUGGCCUGAAGUCUUGGGUUUGGUGAGCCGGUGUUUGUCUUCGGUGGAAAAGACUAAAGCGUACUGCAUUGCUAUAUGUAGCUGGGUUGACGCAAUCAACGCAUCCCUGGACGACGUGCGUCCUUUACCAGAUGAGCUGGUUCGGAUGUUGGCGGACCCGGAGCUAAAGCACGUGUGUCUGUCGCCUCCGAAGGAGACAAACGGGCCGUUACUUUAUCUGCAAAGCAUUAAGCGCAGCAGUCACUUGUACACCUGUCAGAUGAUAAAGCAAUGCUUGGUGUACCCGCAGCACGAUGACUUCUCCGCAGUACCGCGAGACAGCCUGGAAGUGGUGGUGAGGAAGCGAGAUAGUAUCGGGAGCAGUAACAAUCUGGGAGACAGCACAGCGGACGAUUGGGGCGGCAACACUCUUACGGAUGACUUGGACUCAACCGACUUGGGGGGGGAUUCAGCGCGGAAAGGGGGCUGCCUGCUGCCGAAUGAAGGCAGCGUCCAGACGCGGUACCCGAUAUACAAGGGCCUGCAAAAGGGAGCAAACAGGACGGGGCAGCUAUUACGUUCGUUAGUUCUCCCAUGCGUGGACUCGCCGGGACGGGCAGCGGGACUUGGAUCUGGAGCAGGAGGUGAAGCGGUAGUGGAGACUAGCGCCAAGUCUAGACACCCGUCGGCGGGGUGCAAUCUGGCUUUGCCUCGUGCGACGGUGGUGGCUUUGAUUUGUUUUGAGGUACUGGCGGAGCCGUUUUGGUGGUCGGCGGCGCAUGUAGAAGCUGUGAGCAGGAGUGAGGUGGCAAAGAGUUUGCUCGCUGCGUAUAUCUGUAGUGCAUUGGCUGCGGCUGACCCGUACUUUACGGAGCGUUAUUCACGACGUUCAGUAAGCGACUCUGAGUGUUUCGCCAAGUUAUUUUGCGAAGACGGCGGUGAUCUUUCGCCGUCGGGAGGACGAUUUCCUGCUGCCCGUGACUCGGCUGGUCGCGACCGGAGCGGGUCUCUGACGCGUCAAGAGUUGUGUGAGCGCGAGCAAUCGCCAAAACUUAUGUUGCUGGAAUGCUGCAAACACGCGUGUGGUGAGGAGCGCUUUUCAGCCCGGUCCCGACGUCGCGCGUCCUUUACCGACUUCAACCAACUUCGCCGCGCACCGUCGCUACCGCGGCAAAGACGCAUGUCUUGUGCUCCCGGCGCGGCCUUACCUGGCGGCGUGCUCAGUGCAGGGCCAGGCGGAGUUCUACAUGCUGGAGUAGUGCUCAGUGAUAGAGUAUCGGACAAGGUCACUGGUUCAGUUAGGACGACCCGUGAACCCACGACCUUGGACCUGCUUUGCGAUUCCGCCGGCAGUUCCGUCUGCCGUGGGUUCACGGGAUCCGAAGCGCAGUUUCUGCGAGCGGGCGGCUACCUCGCUCUAGCAAGUUGGGAUCGCAUCCAUUUCGGGCCGGCACAGGCGCUGAGUCUCUGCUGCUUCGCUAUACGACUGGGUUUGUUGAGCACCGUCUUCGACAACUUGCUUGAACGCGGUCUCCUGCUCUGGGCAGGGGCCGUCCUCGUUUUCGGUGAACUCAACCGUCUCAAUGACUACAUGCAACGUGCCCAAGAACUCGGCUGCGCCUGCCACUCCUGCUCACACAUCGACUUCUCGCUCAACCACGACGGCGCUCUCCGACAGGCACGCUGCGCCCUACGACUUGGCUCACUUAUUACCGCCGUCAUCGAAAACGAACUGCCCGUACUCUCUUGGGAAAGCGAACUGGUCCACGCCUGUUCUCCCAAUCCCGCCAUGGCCGUCCAACGCUUCUUCCUCAAACACCUCACCUAUCUCGAGCACGCUCGCAUCCCUCCACAAUGGCUGGUAAACAUCCCCACACAUCCCUACAACCCUGGUAGCCACACCAACCAGAAGGACUACCUCUAA
Gregarina niphandrodes is the source of this 4638-nucleotide messenger RNA. RefSeq lists its product as hypothetical. The transcript is spliced from 4 exons. Bases 1 to 4638 code for a protein of 1545 amino acids. The record is from RefSeq and is a predicted model, not a curated record. NCBI's taxonomy places the organism in Eukaryota, Apicomplexa, Conoidasida, Eugregarinorida, Gregarinidae.